UUCACGUGACAGGUACUUCCGCUCUCGACAUUACAGUUGCAAGAACUCCUCAAAUCCCUGUACACUUCGACACUUCAAUUCUAGAGUGCUGCACGCUACAAUGUCUGCUGACUACUUUGGACUACUAGUGGCUGGAAAGAAAACCCCGAUACCUCUGAGAGAUGUCUCUGUAAAUGCUGAGAUACAAGGCUAUGUGCUAGGACUCAAAUCUGUCCUGACAUACCUCAAUGAUUCCCCGGAUCCCAUUGAAGUACUGUUCAAGUUUCCAUUGGAAGAUUCCUAUGCUGUUGUUGGACUAACAGCCGUCAUCGAUGGUCGAAAGAUCAAAGCUGAGAUUCGUGAAAAAGAAGAAGCUAGAGCUGCUUAUGACGAUGCUAUUGCCAGCGGGCAAUCUGCUGCACUAGGAGAAGAAAAGAGUGGUGAUGUCUUUAGCAUUUCACUGGGGAAUCUUCCUCCUCAGAAAAGUGCCGAAGUUCAUCUUGAGCUUGUCGGUGAACUGCCAAUCGAUGCAGAGCAUAUGAUUCGAUUUUCCCUUCCGUCUACCCUCAAACCUCGAUACACACCAGCUGGUUCAGUUGAUCCUCUUGCACCAGUUUCUGGAGUACCGACUAGUCAAGUUGAGCAUUCUACAGUUUCCAGCGUUAAUGGAUUUAAGCUCAGUGUUCUGAAUGCCUCUGCUCAGGUAGCUGAUGUGACCUCUCCCACCCAUUCGUUGAAAACAGUCAAAGACGCAGAAGGAGAUUGUGUCAUUGUUACGCUUUCUGAAGGGAAAUUUAUCGACAGUGAUCUUGUAAUCCAGAUUGAGCACAAGAACCUGCACCAACCCACAGUUCUUACAGAGAGGGGAAAAGAUGGUGAAGGAAAGUUUAUGAAUGAUCAAGCAGUGAUGGUGAACUUUUUUCCUGAUUUCAAACAGAUAGAGGCAGCUUGUGAAUUUAUAUUCCUGAUCGAUCGUAGUGGUAGCAUGAGUGGUUCAUACAUCAAAAGUGCUCGUGAAACUCUAAUUCUGUUCUUAAAAAGCCUGCCGGAAAAUUCCCGCUUCAACAUAAUCGGUUUUGGAUCAAGAUUCGAAAAGCUGUUUCCCGAGAACAGUGUUUCAUACAUGCAAGAAACAUUGGAUACUGCCAUGGCUCACCUACAGAAUCUUCAGGCGGACCUUGGUGGCACAGAGCUACUUCCUCCACUCGAAGCCAUCUUUCGCAGCCAACCUAGUCCUGGCUUCUCUCGACAAGUAUUUGUACUCACUGAUGGCUCUGUCAGUAAUACUGAUCGAUGCAUUCAGAAAGUGAAGGAUUGUUCAGGUUUUGCAAGGUGCUUCACUUUUGGUAUCGGAUCAGGAGCUUCAACGUCUCUCGUGGAAGGACUGGCCCGAGCUGGAAAUGGAGCCUCAGAGUUUGUCAAAGAAGGAGAGAGAAUGCAGCCAAAGGUCAUUCGAAGCCUAAAGCGAGCACUUCAGCCAUCAGUGACAGAUGUGAGUAUUGAAUUUAAAGUGCCCGGACAAGAAUGCAAAGUUCUGCAGAGCCCCGAUAAUCUCCCUCCAAUCUACAAUGGCGAAAAGCUAGUGGUUUAUGGAGUGAUAUCUGCCAAGUUGCCUUUUAAAGGUACAGCAAUUCUGAAGGGACAAAUGGGUGAAAAUAGAAUUGAGCAACAUCUAUCGUUUGAAAUCCAGCUAACCCCUGAAAAGCCUUCUCUUCCUACAAUUCACCAUCUUGCCGCAAAAGCUCUUAUCAAGGAUUGGCAGUCACAAAAAAAAAGCAAGGCGGAUGUCAUAAAGCUGAGCAUCGAAGGAAGUGUCAUUUCAUCACAUACAGCAUUUAUUGCAGUUAAUGAAGAGAGCUCAGAUACUGUUAGUGGAGCAAUGCUAACCUAUGAUCUUCAAGCAGCUGGUGCUUCAUUAAAUUUUAGCCGCUCUGCUAAAAGGAAAAAGGGGGGUGGCUUUGGGAAAAAGGGGGGUGGCUUUGGGGGAUUCUUCUCAAGCCUGUUUGGAAAACGAAAUUCCUCUUCCCCUUCAUUGAAAGCUGCAGCUCCACCUAUUGCUGCUUCUAUGGAUGAUGUUGGUACUAGCAGUGACGAUGACGAGUCGGAAUCUUUGUGUGAAGAAGCUGAAUUCGAUGUAGAGGAAAACUUUAAAGAAAUGGCUCUCGAUGAAGAAAUACGUGGAGCAGCACUGCCGCCACCAAAACUGUCUGCAAAAAUGGCUUCUGCACCCGUACCGCCACCAAAACUGUCCGCAAAAAUGGCUUCUGCACCUGUACCUACAGACACGUUGACAGCUCUUAUCAAUGCACAGCAAGCCAACGGAUCAUGGGCGAUUAGUUCUACCUUUUCUAACUUUUUGGGGAAACCCUUGAAAGAGCUUGAAGAUGCUUCCCCAGAAGAUAUUUCGAGUACUUUUUGGGCCACCGUACUGAUUCUUACCCUACUAAAGAAGAAAUUCUCUGGCCAACAGGAAGAAUGGGAGCUGAUAGCAAUGAAGGCAAACUCUUGGCUGAAAAAACAGGCUCUUCCAAGCGGAAUAUCCUUGGACAAUGUCUUCAAAACUGCUGAGAAACUACUUUAGGUUUAUAUAGGUCUAUGGAUUAGUGUAUAGAUGAAAUAUCAGUACUAGUGCUGUUAUUGUUUUGACCCCUUAACACUAUUACCGUAUAUAUAGCGGAUAAUUUUCGUUGGUGCAAAUUUUAGAAUGAAAUGCAUACUGUACCCAUUUAAGUAUUUCGUAUUUUAUUUGUAUACAGCUCGG
This is a messenger RNA of Halichondria panicea, 2740 nucleotides long. Its product is annotated as von Willebrand factor A domain-containing protein 5A-like. Bases 101 to 2560 code for a protein of 819 amino acids. NCBI's taxonomy places the organism in Eukaryota, Metazoa, Porifera, Demospongiae, Suberitida, Halichondriidae. The record is from RefSeq and is a predicted model, not a curated record. The transcript has 3 exons.